Mytilus trossulus (common blue mussel) is the source of this 479-nucleotide messenger RNA. RefSeq names its product temptin-like. NCBI's taxonomy places the organism in Eukaryota, Metazoa, Mollusca, Bivalvia, Mytilida, Mytilidae. The transcript has 3 exons. The coding region runs from base 42 to 479 and encodes 145 amino acids. The record is from RefSeq and is a predicted model, not a curated record.
CUCUUUCAUAGUGAAUAGAAUAAACUGUUUUUAAACGUCGAAUGUUCAAAGUCUGCAAAAUGCAACAAAUAUUGAUUUCUGUUUCAUUAUUUUCUUUAGUAUAUGGAUUUCCGUGGUUCCAAGGAAGGAUUCCGAAUGGCAACCGUGUUCCGAACCCCUGUAACAGAGGAACAUGGCUAGGUGUCGGACAUUUAAGGGAAGUUGGAGGAGGGAACCGUAAUAUAUUUGGACAGGACUUUUUCCAAGCUGGUUUAAGAUGGACUGUUAAUCUUUGUGAAAUGGAUUCUGAUGGUGACGGCAAAACAAAUGGAGAAGAACUAGGAGAUCCAAAAUGUGAAUGGUACAUGGAAGCUACAAACCCUGUUAUAUUUAACGCAACUGGACACCCAGGGAUAUGCGAGCCAAUGAGUAGUGCAAAAUGUUUAAUAAAGAAUUUGGGUAUAUAUUGUAACCAUCCGAAUCCAAAGUUUGGCCGAUAA